Messenger RNA from Symbiodinium natans, 414 nucleotides. The record is from the annotation of a GenBank genome assembly. NCBI's taxonomy places the organism in Eukaryota, Dinophyceae, Suessiales, Symbiodiniaceae.
AUGGACAGCUUGACGGCCUUCGAGGUUGCCACGCAGCUUGAUGCCAGUCAACAAACCACCGUCAACGAGGCUUUUAAGGCCUUCGACGCGGACGGCGACGGACAUCUUUCUGCCGAAGAGCUCAGGCAGGGGCUGAUGCAGUUUGGGGCCUCACCCGAGCAGGCGGAGCAGAUUGUCAGCGAGCUGGAUGUGGGUAGAACCGGACAAGUCUCUUACACAGAGUUCCUCGCGGGCAUCAUCAACUUGCGCUGCAAGAAGCCAGAGGAGCAAGACAGACUCCUGUCCAUUGCCUGGGAGCAGUUCCGUCCUGAUGUUAAUGGGCUGGUCAAGGUUCAGGACAUCCAGAAUGCUUUGGCCACCAGAGGUAUGACUGUUGCCGACAUGCCUGAUGGCUUCCUUGCCGCGCUGAACAAG